This is a messenger RNA of Ruditapes philippinarum (Manila clam), 2402 nucleotides long. RefSeq lists its product as uncharacterized. Bases 167 to 1891 code for a protein of 574 amino acids. NCBI's taxonomy places the organism in Eukaryota, Metazoa, Mollusca, Bivalvia, Venerida, Veneridae. The record is from RefSeq and is a predicted model, not a curated record. The transcript is spliced from 2 exons.
UGCAUUUUAAAUGUGUGUAUUUACAAUACGCGAUAAUCCAAUAUCCAAAGACGUGAUUUGACAGGUAUUAAGUCUACCCGACACGUGUUUAUGUAUUUUGUCUAUAACUACGUAUAUUAUAUAUACAGGAAGGAUUUGGUGAUUUAUUCAUCCACAGACUUUAAACAUGUACAAGAAUGGACGUGGGGACAACAACCGACCUCGUCGUCGAGGAAUGGCUCGCCGGAAGCAAUUUAUAGGCGUUCUAGCUGCUGUGCUGGUAAUCUACAUCGUGUACAGGUCCUUCAAGCCAGAGAGCGACAAUACGAAGUUCGAAUCUUUUAAUAGUAACAGGUUAUCACAGAAAAUGCUUGUUCAGGGUGAAAUAAGGCAGCAAACAUCAAAACUUGAAAGACCGUUUAACCUUCGUCCUGACAUUUACCGCAAUGAAGAAGAAAAGGGGAUAAUUAUUGACGACGAGGACACUGAAACAAAUGGUAAGAUAAGUGAUAACAAUGGAGGAAAAUCUGGUGAAGGGGACAUAACCAAUCCCUUAUUAGACAGAUAUCAUCUUGCAAAAAGUUCUCUGAACGAAAUAGAUCAAAACAUGACACAAGAUAAUACAAUAAACUUGAAGUCCAACAAGUCACUUACGACAGAAUCUAUGCAGCGUAUGGACCCGUUUCUAUCCAAAAAUAAAGAAAACAUUACUGCCAACUCGACUGAGUCGAAUACAACGUUAACUUUCAAAUCUUCACAGCGUAUGAACCCAUUUAUACCCCAUAAUGUAGGAAGUAUGUCUUCAAAUACAACUUAUCCAAACACAUCAAAGAUCGGUGGUGAUGUAUCUAAUGGCUUGGUAAGUAGUAAUGUUGAAGAAUAUAAGAUUAAACUUACGGAAGACUUCGCCACACAAACUAAACAACUUGAAGAAUUGAUGAAAGAUACUCUAGCUAAAGCCGGAACAAAGUUCUUAGAUACCAGUCAACAAAAUGACGCAAGUCUGGGUGGAAACAUGACAAAAUUUGUCGAAUCUUUUUCGGCAAAAACGCAGAAUGUUUUAAACCUUGCUAAGGAUUUAUUAAGAGACAGGAACGCUAGUAUAGCAAAUCAAGAGAAAACAGUGCUAAAUAAUACAAAACUAGAACAAUUGUUUACCAUAGAAUCUCAAGAUCUCGUAAAAAUUGCAAGUGACCUGUUUUUGAAAGCGGAUAAAACAGGUUUAGAAAUCAAAGACGAAACAAAGGCGAAAUUGUUAGACAAGUAUGCAUUUCAUGCACAGAAACUAAGAAAAUUUGCGUCAAGCUUGCUUUCAAACACAACUGUAAAAGCUGCAGAAAAACAAGUAAAUAACAUUAACAUACCACAGAACAGUAACUUACCACAGAACAGUGACUUACCACAGAACAGUAACUUACCACAGAACAGUAACUUACCACAGAACAGUAACUUACCACAAAACAGUAACUUACCACAGAACAAUGACUUACCACAGAACAGUAACUUACCACAGAACAGUAACUUACCACAGAACAGUAACUUACCACAAAACAGUAACUUACCACAGAACAAUGACUUACCACAGAACAGUAACUUACCACAGAACAGUUACUUACCACAAAACAGUAACUUACCACAGAACAAUGACUUACCACAGAACAGUAACUUACCACAGAACAGUAACUUACCACAAAACAGUAACUUACCACAGAACAAUGACUUACCACAGAACAGUAACUUACCACAGAACAGUAACUUACCACAGAACAGUAACUUACCACAAAACAGUUACUUACCACAGAACAGUAACUUACCACAGAACAGUAACUUACCACAGAACAGUAACUUACAACAAAACAGUGACUUACCACAAAACAGUAAUUUUCCACAAAACAGUAAUUUAGCUGUUUAAGUCAGAAAUUAUGCUGUUUUUUGUUUAUUAUUUCUUAUUUGUUCAUUUGUAUGUGAUGUCUUCUAGGCAAUAUGUUGUGUACCCAAUGUUAUGUGUUUCUUUUUCUUUGAAUAUUAAAACGUAUGAAAAACCACGUGAUCUUAAUGGGACAGGAAACCAAGACAAGGUGGCAUUAGCUCCUAUAACAUUUUAAACAAUUUUCGCUCAGUUACCGAGUAUGUUUUUGCAUGUCUUUCAGUUUAAAGUGCCCGAGUCGAUCUAUGUAAGAAAUUACAAUUUUAUGUUAAUAGACUUUUAAACCUCAGUAAGGUUCCUUUAAAUAUAUAAUUUAAAUGAAUGAAACUGAUAUUUACUACGUGUUUUGUGAUUACGUGACUUCAAUUUGUAUUUAUAGAGUAAGUGAAUUAAAUGUAUGCAUUGUGUAUUUAUAUGAGUAUAUGAUAAAAGUGGGAUCAUUAUAUAAUAUUAUUUAUAUGGAUGUUAAGUGUUUUUUAAAUAAAUAUUGACAUUA